AUGGAACCUAAGAGGGAGAGAGGCCCCAUAAAAAUCUCACUCAACCUGAGCGCGAACAAGAGGGAUGAAAAAAGUGUAAGCGAAUGCAACACUGGGGGGGAUGGCAAUUCCCGGAUCAAGACCAAGUCGAAGGAAGUUUCACAGGCUUUAGACCUCAUCGAGGACAUCCGCAGUGGCACGUUCAACUACAAAGACCUGCAGGAAAUUUACUUCAUGAACGAUGUGGAGUUGGAAAAAAUGAUUAGUGAGACGAAGGGCGCCGAGGAAGGGAACAACGAGAGGGAGGCCCAUGUCGCGGGGCACAGUUCCUACGAGAGAGAGGACACUAUGUAUAGUGGCGGCGGCGCCCAUGAUGAGAGUCCCCCCCGUUCGAAGGAGUUCACCGAAGGGAAACUCCACAGCGGAGGAGCGGACCCACAUAGCCCCAUGCACAGCAAUGAAAGAAGCCUCACAAAUGAAAAUGACGAAGACAACGGAGCGAAUGGGAGAAAUGUAUUUGUGUUGAAUAACCAAGUGGGGAAAGUGUGCAUCAUCCGAUUCCCUCCUGAGGUGUCCAAAGAAAUAAAAAAAUAUCUUCUAAAAAAAAAUCUGCAGUUGGAAAUCCAACCAACCAGUUUGUUAAACUCAAGACUCUUCUUAAUACAUUUUAGGAACAUAAAUAAAAAAUUUUGGGGCAUUCUUCUCGAACUGUCAACCCAUAUAGAGGUACACAAGACGUUGGAUCGAAAUAACCUGUACAAGACGAAUGACGUUUCCCAGAUGAUUUAUGUGUAUGACCCAAAUGAAGAAAAAAAAAAAAAAAAAAAAAAAUGCAAAAAAAUGAUAAAAAAUUUUAUAAAAAAUAAUUUCCAAUUAAAUUGUGGUAUCAGCAAUAGAGUACAAAAUUUCCAUUUUGAAAAUUAUGCCAAGUUGUUUAAGUACCAUGACAUUUAUUUUGCGGAGAAGUUCCUUCAUGAUUAUUUGAACGCAAAGUAUUACGACUACUACGACAUGUAUGUGAAGACAUACACAGAGAUGCACACACAUCUGCGCCUCGGUCGAGAGAGCCACAAAAAACAAAAUGAAAUUGUUGAUGAGAUGACGGACAUUUCGGAGAUAAUAAAUUCUUUGGACAAUACCUACAGCGUAAUGAAGGAUCUGGAGAAAGACACCGGGGGUGACAUUUCACUUGAGACCCUGCUGAAUUAUGAAAUCGCCAAUGAGGACUACGAGUCGGACGUGUCGGACUUGUUGAUGGGAGGGACCCACUACCUGAGGAAGAGGACCUAG
Messenger RNA from Plasmodium inui San Antonio 1, 1269 nucleotides. RefSeq lists its product as hypothetical. Lineage: Eukaryota; Apicomplexa; Aconoidasida; Haemosporida; Plasmodiidae. Gene Ontology annotation, molecular function: RNA polymerase II general transcription initiation factor activity. The record is from RefSeq and is a predicted model, not a curated record. The coding region runs from base 1 to 1269 and encodes 422 amino acids. Gene Ontology annotation, cellular component: transcription factor TFIID complex. Gene Ontology annotation, biological process: transcription initiation at RNA polymerase II promoter; RNA polymerase II preinitiation complex assembly. The transcript is spliced from 2 exons.